Messenger RNA from Dalotia coriaria, 1386 nucleotides. RefSeq names its product congested-like trachea protein. Gene Ontology annotation, molecular function: O-acyl-L-carnitine transmembrane transporter activity. Gene Ontology annotation, biological process: carnitine transmembrane transport; mitochondrial transport. The coding region runs from base 310 to 1218 and encodes 302 amino acids. The record is from RefSeq and is a predicted model, not a curated record. Gene Ontology annotation, cellular component: mitochondrial envelope. NCBI's taxonomy places the organism in Eukaryota, Metazoa, Arthropoda, Insecta, Coleoptera, Staphylinidae. The transcript has 4 exons.
CGGCAGGAAAAUCCAAAACAGCUGGUUCCUGCUUCCUGCAAUCCGCAGGGACACGCGAUACGCUUAUCAUUAAUUAACUAGAGAUUAAGUUAGUAAACAAACAAUUGUGAGUGUCAAUUACACGCGUUUCAUUUGCUAUCUUUAAGUGUUUCUGCUCCGCCUUCAGACAUCGCUAAUGACGCGAUCAAAGUUCAACCAGUUUUAUAAAAGUUGAUGCUCAACGUCAUAGUUUAUAACGAAAGUUGUCCUAGUGAAUGCUAGUCGCCGUCUAGUCACCAACGUGUGUAAAUCAGUGCCCAGGAGAGAACCAUGGCGGACGGACCACUUGAGUAUUUCCUCUGCGGAGGUUUCGGUGGAAUAUGCACCGUUAUCGUAGGACAUCCAUUUGAUACCCUUAAGGUCAGAUUACAAACCAUGCCAAUUCCUGCCCCAGGCCAACCACCCCUCUAUACAGGGAUGGUGGACUGUGUAAAGAAGACAAUUACCAAGGAAGGUCCUCGAGGAUUGUACAAAGGAAUGGGUGCACCUUUAGCUGGCGUAGCGCCGAUUUUUGCCAUCUCUUUCAUGGGUUUCAAAGUAGGUAAACAGAUUCUAGGUCCAGCAGAUCCCACAAAAUUCACCUACAUGGACUAUUUUGCGGCUGGAGCAUUCUCUGGUAUCUUCACAACAUUAAUUAUGGCGCCAGGUGAACGUAUUAAGUGCCUUUUGCAAAUCCAGCAUGAUGCAAAGGUGAAAAAGUAUGAUGGACCUGUAGAUGUGGUCAAAAAACUGUACAAAGAGGGUGGAAUGAGGAGUAUCUAUCGAGGAUCAGGGGCAACACUUCUUAGAGAUGUUCCCGCUAGCGGACUGUACUUCCUCACAUACGAAGCGAUCAAAGAUUAUUUAACCGAUAAUGGGAAAAAGGACAUCACAUUCCACGGCACGUUAUUCGCCGGUGGCAUGGCUGGUAUUUCCAAUUGGUUGAUCGGUAUGCCUUCAGACGUGUUAAAAAGUCGUUUACAAACAGCUCCUGAAGGAACUUAUCCAAAUGGUGUCCGUGAUGCUUUCAAACAUCUUAUGAAAACCGAAGGUCCACUAGCCCUGUACAAAGGAAUCGUCCCGGUUUUAUUACGUGCAUUUCCGGCGAAUGCCGCUUGUUUCGCUGGCUUCGAGCUGUGCAAAAAACUCAUUUUAAAGAUUAAGGGAAACCCAAGCGUACCUGAAGCCGAAGUUCUUUGAUAACUAUUAUGAUAAAAAAGUAAACGCAGGCACAAUAAGUAGGAAGACAAUUUUGUAUAUUCUGUUUUCAUAUAAAUUCAUAUAUAAAAUUGUUAUCAGACCAAAGGCACACGCAACAGAUAAGUUUCCACUUGUUAUUUUAUAAAUAUUAAUACUUGAUUGGUGUGA